CCUAUACCACUUAUUUCAUCAAUCUUUCUUCAAAAACGCCUCAAUCAUGGUCGGAGGAAGAUCAAAGUCAAAGGCUUUGAAGAAGAAAAGCACCGCCGAACCCUCAAGCUCCGCGCCUCCUCCGUUCCCAUAUUUGGACGGAUCCUUAUUGGAGUUCGGGUCGGAGGAGGAACUCAACCGGUUCCUCACGCUCUUUGCCAAGCGUCCCAUUUCUCCGCCUAGGGUGCUGCCGGAGUUGUACCCUCAACAAAAGGGGUACCACGAGCGGAUUGCGGCUCCAUCGCCCUUCAACGAGGACUUGAAGGCGAUUCAUGCCAUCAUCCACGGCGCCUCCAUCAAUUGGGCGAAAUUCGUGAUGAUCCACAUGGCGGAUUGCGCCUCCAUCGCCACUGAGCGGAGCUUGCCAUACGCCUUCCUCGUCAUGGACCUCAUCAUCUCCGCCGACAUCUCCAUCGCCGGCCCGGAUACGAAGAUGACAAAGAUU
Molecule: messenger RNA, 484 nt
Organism: Cuscuta campestris
Lineage: Eukaryota; Viridiplantae; Streptophyta; Magnoliopsida; Solanales; Convolvulaceae
Source: the annotation of a GenBank genome assembly